This is a messenger RNA of Haemonchus placei, 1212 nucleotides long. The record is from the annotation of a GenBank genome assembly. Lineage: Eukaryota; Metazoa; Nematoda; Chromadorea; Rhabditida; Trichostrongylidae.
AUGGACACAAUUCAACCGAUAGAAUUGACUCGCGCUCUCUCAAAACGGCCUUACGUACCGCAAGAACCAUUGACAUGCGGCCAAAAAGUUAAGCGAUGGUUCAAAAAAUACUUCCUGGAAGGACAGCACUUGGAAGAGGAAGCCGAGGCCGAAUUGCAAAAACUACCAGAAAAUCCAACGUGGGAGGAUCUGAUCUUCAUCAAGUACCGGAAGUUCGUGGCCAUGCUCAUCCCGUUCACUCUCAUGCAGACUGUCUGGUGGAUGGUUGCUAUUCGACAAAACUUUUUCCAAUGGUAUCCGGACUACUGGCAUAUGCCCGUUACGAUGAUCCUUGGCUCGUUUGUUGGAGGGAUGACAUCAGAAGGAAGUGGAGCUGUAGCGUUCCCGGUCAUGACGUUAGCCCUUCACAUUGCCCCAUCGAUAGCCAGGGACUUUUCGCUCAUGAUCCAAUCAUGUGGCAUGACAUCGGCACUGAUGUGUGUGAUGUUCAUGAAGGUAAAGAUCGAAACCCGCGCUGUGAUACUCGGUACACUUGGAGCUAUUCCCGGCUUUAUAAUCGGAGUGCAUUUCAUUGAUCCACUAUUCACUGGACCCCAAAAGAAAAUGAUGUUUGUGGCUAUUUGGACCUCGUUCGCUAUCGCCCUGGGAAUUCUGAACUCCCAAAAAAGAACAACCUUCAAGGAGAUCCCUGAUUUCUGUGCGUGGAAGGCCGUAGUGCUGUUCGUCACUGGAUUUGUUGGAGGAGUCUUCGAUGCAUUUGCCGGUUCGGGUGUCGAUAUUUGCAUUUUCUCGAUCAUUACCCUUCUCUUCCGUGUGACUGAAAAGACAGCAACACCCACAACUGUUGUGCUCAAAGGUGUAAACGCUGUCAUUGGCUUCUUCUAUCGUGCUGCAAUGAUGGGUGAUAUCUCCCAAAUGGCUUGGACAUAUUUUGCACUGUCUAUACCAGUUUCGUCAUUCACGGGACCAGUUGGCAGCUUUCUCGGAUCACAUCUUCAUCGUCAGGUAGUCGCUGCAAUGGUAUACAUUUUGGAAGUAAUCGCUCUUAUCGGCUUCCUAUGCACCAAGCCCACAUGGCAAUUGAUUGCAGUAGGAGGAUGCAUUAUCUUUGGCGGCUUCGUGUUCUUCUCGUUCAUCUCGAAAGCCGGUCAAAAUAUAAUGAAGACCGUCGAAGAAAAACAGUUGCAAGAACGACGACAACCGAAUGUCUGA